Molecule: messenger RNA, 1606 nt
Organism: Paramuricea clavata
Lineage: Eukaryota; Metazoa; Cnidaria; Anthozoa; Malacalcyonacea; Plexauridae
Source: the annotation of a GenBank genome assembly
GACCAAGCCAAACGUAUUUUAACCGUUUUGAGGUUCUUGCGUGACGUAUACGAAGUACAUUAUUAAUCAAGGAUCGAAUAUAUCCCUACGCCCGAAUAUAUUGACUUUUCAGUUUUCAUAUGUCAUCCUAUAAACAUGUCACAUCGUUGAUAUAAAUCUAGUUCGUGAUCGCUGCUUCGACUAGUUCGUCACCGAAAUACAUCAAAGACAAAGUCUGCCGUACUUAGUUUCAGAAGAAGUUUAUAAAAGAAGCAAAGAUCGAUAAUUGUCAUGGUAAUUUUAUGUCGUAAUUAAAAUAUAAAAAUGCAAAGUUGUCUAGGUCCGGUUAUAAGCAAGCUCUUGCCAACGAAACGUAAGAGUAGAUCAAAGGUGAGGGGGAAGAGAUCUGCAGUAACAAUUAUGGUAAAAAUUGUCGUAUUAGGAGCCUGUGGUGUGGGGAAAACGAAUAUUAUUCGUCGAUAUGUUCACAACGAGUUUCUUGCAGACCACCAGCCGACUACAGAGGACGUCUAUGAGAAAUACUUUAGCUUUAAGCGAAAGAAUGAAUCUAUAUUAUUUAACAUUUACGACACGGCUGGAUCAGAUCAAUUUCCAGCCAUGAAAAGACUGGCUAUUAGCAACGGACAGGCGUUUGUGGUUUUAUACGCAAUUGACAAUAGGGCUUCGUUUGAAGAGGCGAAGAAAAUUUGUGCUGAAGUAUUUGAACUGAAGUCUGGAGAGGUAAAAUCAAUAAUGAUGGUCGGAAAUAAAUGUGACCUACCAAGUUCACAACAGACAGUAAGCACAGAAGAAGCAUCUUUAACGGCAAAACAGUUAAAAUGUAAAUUUACAGAAAGUUCUGCGAAACUUGGUAUAAAUGUUGAGAAAAUAUUUCGUGAGUCGCUGGCCGAAUUUUGACAUGAUUAUUUGGCUCACUGGUUAUUGGCAUAUUAAGUAUGUGACACUUGAAGUCAUGUGCUCAUGCGAUAUCUAAAUAUCAUAUGACGAAAAAUCACCGGCCAAGUCAAACAAAGAACUUGACCUGUGUGGACAUGUCGUCCCAGAAAACGGAAUAAACAAAGUGAAAAUACAUAAAUAAUAAUAUGUGAACUAACUAUAUUUCCCUAUCAUGAAUGUUGAUAAACCAAAUGAAAAAUAAUUAAUUAUGAAUGGUUAUAAUAUCAAUAUUCCUGCUGCGAUAAUGACAAUAUUGAUCAAAGUGCAUGAACUGGAUUUUUUGUACAUGCUGUGCUUUGAUGCUUUCUCUUACAACUAACCACAUAAUGUUUUGAAUAUAUCCAGGUGGGUUUCACUAAGCACUACUGUGAAAGCCGAUGAUGGUCAACCCGCCGCAAUUACCGAGUGAUAAAUAAUGUCAAUUAUUUUCAUUCAGUAUGGCCUUUCUUUUGUGGCACUGGCAAAUGAACUGAAAUAUAGCCGAAAUAUUUUGUGUAAUUUAUUUCCGCAUAUCAGAAUAAGGGUGAACACUUUACUGUUGACCACCUAUAUAUAAGUCAAUAGAGUCAGAGAACUAACUAAGAAACUUCAGUUAAUUUUGUUUCAAUGAAUGUAUAGUAAAUGAAGUAAAUGAAUAAUAUUAAUUGCGAUAUUGUUGGCAAUAAUAAAC